Molecule: messenger RNA, 4337 nt
Organism: Chara braunii
Lineage: Eukaryota; Viridiplantae; Streptophyta; Charophyceae; Charales; Characeae
Source: the annotation of a GenBank genome assembly
CCACGUCAGCCACAAUGCCACGUCAGCCACAAUGCCACGUCAGCAGUGCCACAUCAGCAGUGCCACAUCAGCAGUGCCACGUCAGCAUGACGGGUCCAGCAAUGGGCCUGCCAGGCCAACUGGCCAAUGAGCCCAUUGCCGACUACAAAAAGCGCUUCCAGGCUCAGCUCGCUUUCAUCGAGGCUGAGGAACAAUGCCAGCUGGCAGCCGAGGCUGCCCGCCUACAGGCUGAAGAAGCGGCAACAGCAGAGAAGCUGCGGCUACAGGCCGAGGCAGACGCAGAUGCCCAGGCUCGCCGCAAGGAAGCCCAGGAUCUGCUGCAGCGGCAUGAAGCCAACAACAUCGAGAGACUCAAGUUCUGGCACUUUGAACCGAACGGCGACGACGCAACAUCGGAAGAGCAGCAUAAGGAGUUCCUCUCCAAACUCGUGACACGGUUGUUGUGUGCUUGCAACUACCAACGGUCCGAGUUAGAGAGACAGAACCAGGAACUACAGCAGCAGUACCAGGAUCUGAAGACACAACACCAGGAGUUGGCGAACCUCCGCCGGAUGGUGCAGAGCCACGAGGAUGCAACACGGGCACUCAGUUCCCGUGAACUGGACCUGGAACAGGCUGUACCACGACCAGAUGCUGGGGCUUCCAGCAGUGCACCCUCUAGCCGCCAACUGGAGGAACGCGUUGACUACUUAGUGGCAAUGCUCGGCGACAUCAGCACCUUCACGGCGCCAACCACCAUCAGCAGCCAACUGGACACGUUGAAGACCGAGGUCCAGCAACUGAAGUCGACGAACUCGGAUGGCAAUCCAAAGCUGUACAAGAUGCCAACUUUCCAACUGAAGAAGUUCGACGACUACACACAACAGGAUCCGGUCCUCUGGUGGGAAGCAUUCACGACGCAACUUCGGAUUCUGCCCGUCGCCAAACACGCGUACAUCGGCGCCCUGUUCCUUAACUCGAAGGGCGGAUGCCAGACCUGGUUGACCCACCUGGCAGCCACCCACGGCGUCGACGUCGUGGAUCUGAAAGACAGGAUUACAUGGGAAGAGUUAACACGGCUGUGGAAGAAGCGGUUCAUCGUCGACGACGCACCAGCACUCGCCAUCAACCGACCCUUCACCAUGUCUCAGGGCAACACAACAACAUGUCACUGGCUCACGGAAUGGCAGAAGAUCGCGGCCGUGCCCGAUCUGGACUUACCAUUCACGCAUCUACGCCGUGAGUUCUACAACAGGUCAUGCGCUGCGCUGAGCCAAGCACUUGGUGAUCGCGAGCAGUAUACCAAUUUCGCCGAGAUCAUUGACAAGGCGAGAGAGAUCAUCAAGACUAACAGGGCAGCUGCACACGAGAAGUCAACGUGGCAGCCGACCUAUGUGGAGAAGGUAAAGACUGGUCUGCGACCGCAACACUUCGCUGCAGUCCAAUCGGACAGUGGAGAAGACCCAGCAGCCACUCCAGCAUCACGUGACGAAGAUCAGGUCGCUGCUGUCCAGCCGCGAAGCAACAACAAGUCCCAAAACAAUGGGAAGGCGAAACCAGCAUCGCAGGCCGGAAAUGGACAGCCAGCACCAUGGGUCAAGUUUAGCUUGACCGAGGCGGAGUACAAGUACCGCGACCGCUACGGCUGCUGCUACUGGUGCAACAACACCAAGCACAAGACCUCCCUUUGCCAGGAUCAGGCCAAGGAGGAUGUGCGACCCUCUUCGCCGCCAUCUAUCGCCGGGGAUUCGACGUCAUGGUCAAAACUUGAAGAGCUCGACCCAUUGACGUUCGCGGACUUCCAAUGGAUGCCCGUUCCCUCGACCGGACGAUUGCCGAAACCGCAUUGCAACGUGCUCAUUGCACAACUGCGGGAUUACUUGCACACUGCAGUACCGACUCCGUUGAUGGACGCCGGAGUAGAGGUUGUCGACCUUCACGCCUACAUUGCUAAGAUCGACCGCGAGUUCAAGACGCAACGGUACGACGACAUCGACGCACCAUUGCUAUAUGUACGCAUUCAGCUCGGAGAGGCGACCUGCAGCGCUUUGAUCGAUUGCGGAGCAUCUCGCAAUUACAUGAGUCAGGACUUCAUGGUACGCGCCGGCCUUGGCCCACGAGUCCGAAGGAAGUCCCAGCCCACGCAAGUCACGUUGGCGGAAGGUCACACGCACAAGUCAAUCGACCGGUGCAUUGAUGACGUCCCAGUGAACUUUGCCCCUCACGCACAUGAGGCGGUGUCCUUUGACAUCCUGGAUACAAAAUUCGACAUGAUCUUGGGCAUAUUAUGGCUGCGAAGUGAGGACCACCCGGUGAACUUCUACCGCCGCACCGUUCACGUUCAUGAUCGGAACGGAGUACUAGUCCCAUGCACGAUAGCUCCUCCUCACCCUUCAGUCAACUGUCACGUGGUAUCCGCCGCAAGCAUGCGAGCUUCCAUCAUCAGAGAGGACAUCGAGGAGAUGGGGGUGUGUUUUCUCCACGCCCUCCCGCCCCAUGACGCUUCAUCGACGGACUCAUUUUCGGAUCCACGCGUCACCGAACUUCUCGAUGCCUACAGCGACGUGUUCGAAGGCCAGCACGGAGUAGUAUCGGAUCGGCCCAUCCGCCACGAGAUCAUCCUCGAGGACGAGGCCGUACCUCCGCGCGGUUGCAUCUACCGAAUGCGCGAGGAAGAGUUAAGUGUGCUUCGGGCACAGCUCGACGACCUUUGGACAAAGGCUGGAUUCGGCCUAGCUCAUCGCCAUACGGUGCUCUUGUUCUCUUCGUCCGGAAGAAGAACAAGGAUUUGCGGUUGUGCAUCGAUUAUCGCAAGCUCAACGCAGACGAUCAGAAACACUGACCCUCUCCCACGCAUCGACGACCUUCUCGAGCGACUGGGCGGCGCCAAGUUCUUCUCCAAGCUGGACCUCAAGUCGGGAUAUCACCAACUCGAGAUUCGGAAGGAGGAUCGCUACAAGACCGCGUUUAAGACGCGAUAUGGGCAUUUCGAAUGGCUAGUUAUGCCAUUUGGCCUUACGAAUGCUACGACCACUUUCCAAGCGGCUAUGACAAUGGAGUUCCGACACAUGCUGGAUCGAUUCGUACUUAUCUACCUCGACGACAUCCUGGUGUACAACCGGAGUUUGGAGGAGCAUGUGGAACACCUGCGCACCGUUUUGGAGCGGCUACGACAGGCCAAGUACAAAGCCAACCGCGACAAGUGCGAAUUCACGAGGCAGGAGCUGGAGUACUUGGGACAUUAUGUGACGCCGCAAAGCAUCCGUCCGCUUGCGGACAAGAUUGAGGCCCUACGAGUAUGGCCCGAGCCCACCAACACCACGGACGUUCGUUCAUUCAUGGGAUUGGCGGGCUACUAUCAGCGAUUCAUCACCGGAUACUCGAGGAUUGCUGCACCUAUGACGAGAUUACAAUCGCCAAAGGUGCCAUUCGUAUUCGAUGACGACGUACGCCGGUCAUUCCAAACACUUAAGACGGCUAUGCUCAUGACACCCGUCCUUAACAUCUAUGACCCCACCCUGCCGACGAGAGAGUCCGGCACGAAAAUGAAACCAAGUUCGGCUCGGCAUCCACAGACGGAUGGGCAAACGGAGCGGGCACAUCAAACCGCUCAAAUGAUGCUUCGUACGCUCAUCCGUCCGGACCAGAAAGAUUGGGUUGACCGCCUCCCCGACAUCGAGUUCGCCUACAAGACUUCGGUGCACCCUGCGAUCGGCGUGACUCCAUUCGAGUUGCACCACGGUGGACGGAAAGGCUGUAUCUUCGCCGACCUUCUCCUCCCUCGACCAACCGACAUGAACGCCGCUUGCUCUCCUGCUUCCGUCCGGAAGUACAGGGAAUUGCUGACUCAAGCCCGCGCGAACAUGCCAAAGGCUCAAGUCCGCAUGCAGCAGCAAGCCAACAGGCGUCGCGUGCCAUGUCCCAUCCGCGCCGGUGAUCUGGUUUGGGUCUCCGCGGAAGAGUUUGCACUGGAACAGGAUGUUUCACGCAAACUGCUUCCCAAGUGGUUUCGACCAUGGUCUGUGACAUCAGCCGUGGGCGAUGAGCCUGAUGGCCCUUCAUUUGUGAUCAACAUUCCCGAGCAUCUGAUGGUCCAUCCAGUCUCUCACGCCUCGAAGCUGGCAACAUACACGCCAGCUAAGAGCGACGACUUUCCGGGCCGACGAUCGCAGGACCCUCCAUCUAUGGAUGAUCAUCAGGAGGUUGACCGUGUCAUGUCGGAUCGCAAGUACGGCAGCAAGCCGCGACAGUACAAAGUUACAUUCAGAGCAUGCGAUCCCGACGACACUCGGUGAAUUUCAGGAGCAGAUUUGAAAGCAUCCGCGCCGCUGAUCUACGCUCACUAUGAGCGUCAAAGG